Chilo suppressalis (striped riceborer) is the source of this 6233-nucleotide messenger RNA. NCBI's taxonomy places the organism in Eukaryota, Metazoa, Arthropoda, Insecta, Lepidoptera, Crambidae. The record is from the annotation of a GenBank genome assembly.
AGAUCCUGCUGAACAAGAGAUACCCUUUUUGGGUGAGGGCGGUAAAAAUUGCGGCCGAAAUCUCCAUUUUCAGGAUUCCUUCUGCCGACAGCGAUGUCACCCCACGUGAAGCUCAGCAGACUUGAGAGCGGCCACAUCGAGCUCACGAGGAGGAGGGGCCAGAGUCGGUCACCGUAGCGGCAAAUCGUUUCUUCAAAAAGGCUGAUAAAUAUCCACAACGAUGAAUCUCUUGAAUAUGGACGCGGAGAACCGCGUGGUUCUCAAUGUGGGGGGAAUCCGCCAUGAGACCUACAAGGCGACCCUGAAGAAGAUCCCAGCGACGCGCCUCUCCCGGCUGACAGAGGCGCUCGCCAACUACGACCCGGUGCUCAACGAGUACUUCUUCGACAGGCAUCCAGGGGUCUUCGCGCAGGUCCUCAACUAUUAUAGGACCGGCAAGCUCCACUACCCCACAGACGUCUGCGGGCCGCUGUUCGAAGAGGAGCUGGAGUUCUGGGGGCUGGACGCUAACCAGGUGGAGCCUUGCUGCUGGAUGACCUAUACGCAGCAUCGAGACACCCAAGAGACUCUUGCUGUACUGGAUCGCUUAGACCUUGACACCGAGAAGCCCUCGGACGAAGAGGUGGCGAGGAAAUUUGGUUUCGAGGAGGAUUACUACAAUGGCACAGUAUCGUGGUGGCAACAACUGAAACCACAGAUGUGGUCGUUAUUUGAUGAACCAUACAGCUCUAAUGCUGCUAAGAUAAUUGGAGUGAUAUCAGUGUUUUUCAUAUGCGUAUCCAUAAUAUCGUUUUGUCUGAAAACACAUCCUGACAUGAGGGUACCAGUGAUUAGAAACUACACAGUCACCACAGCCAAUCAGACGCAGAGUUGGGCAUUGGACAAAGUGCAGACGAACGCUCACAUAGCGUUCUUCUACAUCGAGUGCGUUUGCAAUGCUUGGUUCACUCUCGAGAUCCUUGUUAGAUUCAUAUCGUCUCCUAACAAGUGCGAAUUCGUCAAAUCUUCGGUCAACAUCAUCGACUACAUCGCCACCAUGAGCUUCUACAUCGAUCUGAUCCUCCAGAAGUACGCCUCACACGUCGAGAACGCUGACAUUCUGGAGUUCUUCUCUAUAAUCAGGAUCAUGAGAUUAUUCAAGCUCACCAGACACUCGUCGGGUCUCAAAAUCUUAAUCCAGACCUUUAGGGCGUCUGCCAAAGAAUUGACAUUAUUGGUGUUUUUCUUAGUGCUGGGUAUAGUGAUUUUUGCGAGUUUGGUGUAUUACGCGGAGAGAAUACAAACGAAUCCUCACAAUGACUUUAAUAGUAUCCCUCUGGGACUUUGGUGGGCGCUGGUUACCAUGACAACUGUAGGGUAUGGUGAUAUGGCGCCGAAGACUUAUGUGGGGAUGUUUGUUGGUGCCUUGUGUGCGUUGGCUGGUGUACUGACGAUAGCUCUCCCCGUACCAGUCAUCGUCUCCAACUUCGCUAUGUACUACUCCCACACACAGGCCAGGGCGAAGUUGCCCAAGAAACGGCGGCGAGUCAUCAACGUUGAACCUACGAGACCUCCGAUGCGCACGCCAGGCGCGCCUGGAGCACCCGGGACAGGGCCUUUACCGCCAGGGAUGGCUCCACAAGCAAUAAAUCGUAGGAUGAAUGCAAUUAAAUCAAACCAUCCCAAAGAUAUGAUGGGACCUAACAUGGUCGCAACACUGAUGCCAGGAAUGGAUCUCUCAGUUACAACUCGACUAAGCCCGAGUCCACGAGAUAUGAGUCCUGCUCUAGCCAUCGCGUUACCAAUGAUGAAGUCUGUUAAUAUAGUCCCAGCGCAAUGCUUCGACAAUAUGGCUUUCCAUGAAGAAAAAACUGAAGAUCAACGUACAGACAGUGCUAAAAGUAGUAAAGUAUCGAUUAGACAAGAAUCUUUAGAAAGCGAUAACACUAUCAGAGUCAACAACUUUAAAAAUGAACGUUAUAUUGGUAAAAGUGAAGAAAAAAUUGACGCUAGAACACCUCUACUGAGAGACCAUAAGAUUGAAUCUCUGGAUGAAAGCAAACUACGUGAGGACAAAGUGGAAAAAAGGAAAUCAUCAGCUUCUACAUAAUAAAAACUCAUUAACAAAUUUCGUACUACCGUUAAAGUAAAAUUGAAACCAACGAGACCAAUAGUAUACUAAGGAUUUCUUUCCUAAAACGCUAAUACUGUCCCUUUCCCUUGUAAUAAUAAAUUUAAAUAGUACCGUGUAAUUUUUUUAAUAUAGUAGAAGAGGAAAACUUUAAUCUAUCGAAGCCGAACAAGAUACCUAUGAGUUUAAAUUUGAUCGGCAAUAAAGAUCCUUUUUUUUAUUAAGUAUGUUUUAAUAAUAUAGACUAUUUGAGGCAUUAUAUUAUUACUGAAACUAAAGUGAGAUAGCGUACUGCUUUUACGGGACUAACUGUUGCUAAUGAAGAUAAAGGAUAGGACACAGUGCUAUAACUCUAUGUUAAUGGUAUGUAAUCUAAUGUAUUGUCUUAAGAUCAAUAUACAAAGGCCGUGAUAAUUGUAAGUUAGCUUAUAUACGGUUAACACUUAAUUUUCACUUACAUUUUAGUAUAUAGUUGCCUAUCACGAAUUAGAUUAUAGUCUAAAACCACUUUGACUCGAUUUCUAUAGUAAUUUCAGCUGACAAACAUAUCAUGAGAAUUUAAUGUUUUAUAUUUAUCCAAAUUUCCUGUUUUGCUCCAGAUCCCCUUUGUUCUUUUUGUUUUUGAAACAUUUUAUAUUUUAAUAUUAAUACUUGUUUCUUAUUAAGUACUAAUUGAAGUACAAAAUAUGUAAAAUUAAUUUUAGUUUUUAUCAUUCAGUCUUUACAAUUGAAAGUCGAGUGAAAGUGAUGAUAUCCAGUAUGAAUAGUAAAGAUAAUUUGAACUGCGUUCUAAUCGUGAGUUUUAACAAAAGAUAAAUAUUCUCUGAAGUCGACGUAAAAUUGACUUUAUCGAUCAAAAGAACUCGUUUUCUGUCAAAACGUUUAUGUUAAUACUCACGAUGAAGAAUCAUCAGGACUUGUUACUCGUGAACGUAUAAGUCAAAUGCAAUGCGUUUACUGUCCAUUAGAUCUGAGAAAGAACUUGUUUUUAUUUACCUACAAUAAGAAAUUUAAAUAUUCGUUCAUUAUAAUUUUAAAUGUUCAGUUUGAUCAUUUUGGUUCACCAUCCUCACUGUUUAGAUUUGUAACUAAAAUUCAUCAUCAUUAUCGUCAGCCUAUUAAUGUCCUGGGGCACAAGCCUCCCCUUUGGAUGGAAUAAUAAUAUUGAGCCGUUUGGCAUUGCUAACUAAAAUAAUGUGUAAAGAUAAAUUUGCAGCUAAAGCAUACUGUGUAUUACGACCACUCCUAUUGUGAAAUGCUUUUUAAUAGAUGAGCUACCAGGCUACAGAUAAUAAAUUGCAAAAAAUAACCUCAUUCUCUGUGCAAGUGUAACUGUCUGUCUUUACCUCAGCUGCAAAAUUGACAACACCUUUAAUGAUAUAUUUUGUUUUUUUUUUAAGCAUUUAACUACAAGAUGUUUAAAUCUAGACACUUUUAAUUGCAAAACUGAUUGGACAUUUUGUGAUAAGUGCGAAAAAAUAAAUAAAUAAAACAAUUUCUUUCUCAAUUGUAAAAGUGAGAUUUAUCAUUAAAUGUAAAUAAGGUUUAAAUAGUAGCGUUAAUAAUUUUAUAUCUUAACAGUUAUAUACAAUCACUAGAAAACAUAUCAUCGGCACCUUCUUUCAUUAUUGGUGUUAUAUAUUUGUUUUAAAUGUAUAAAAUGCGACUAUGUUUAUGAUAGAUAAAUAAAUAAUAUAAAAUAAAUAAGGUAGAUAGAAUGCAAAAAAAAAUAUUUCCACGAAAGAACAUCACAAUUUUUGUGUUAAACAGUAAUAUAUAAAUUUUAGGUUCAAACUAAGGAAAAGCCAAUGUGUUAACAUUAAAUUAAAGUUUUCGUUGCAAAGCUAUAUUUAAUUUCAUUAUACGUUAAGUUAAAGAACAUUUUAUGUCUAAAUUUGGGACCCUUGAUGUUUUAAAUUUUUUAAUAAUUAUGGGCAAUGAAUUGAAAUUUAAUAAAAAUAUUUGUGAAUGCUUUGUGUUAUGAUAAAAUAUAAACAUUAUUGUUUAAAAAAAUGUUAGUCACAAUUUUUAUAGGUACGCAUGAAAUGCAAUAAAUUUAAUGUAUAUGUAGAUAGCACAAAACUUAAAUCAUGCUGAAUAUUGUAAAUAAUUUUAGUUUUAAAGACACUAACAAGGUGUCCUCUAAAAUUAAAUUACCUCGUUCCAAUUAGGCAGAAGGGCUGAGUUAAUAUAAUUUCACAGCAUCGCCUGUGUUUGCUAGCAUAAUUUAAACUGUAAGUUUCAAAAUUCCAUGCCUUUCAAACAAUCUACUCAUAAAAAGAUGAUGGAGUUACAUAAUUAAAUUCACUUAGGAAUAGAUAAAAAACCCAAUCAAGUUAAGGCACCCUUUAAAGAAGUUUAAAAUAUUAUAAUUUUAAUUUUUUUAAAGCAUGUAACUGCUUAUAGUUUAAAUCUAAAGUUUAAGUUUUAAUAUAACUAGAAAAAAAAUCCACGCGGACCAGGCAGCAGACGGGACUCGAACCCGCACCCUUCGCAAUCCGGGCGAAUGCACUGACCAAUUAUGCUACCGCGGCCCUCACGGACCGUGUCGAAAUUCCUCUAGCCAUUCUUAAGCUGCAAGGCCAUUUGAGUCCCUAUCUGCUGCCUGGUCCACGUGGAAUUUUUUCUAGUUAUAUUUUCUUAAGUUUAAAAUAUGUUAAACUAUAAAUAGUUGGUGCAUUGAUUAAUAUUUCCACGCACAAUUCGUUAAUUUCAUAUAAAGAUAGCCCGUUGACAUUGAAAAAGACAUAGUUUUAAUUCAUUAAGUUUCUGUUCAUAUUCAAAAUUUAUGGAAUUAAUUUGAGCUAGAAACAAGAUGAACAAAAGGGUUGCUAUUAAAAAUGUAUUUGUGUUAUCGAUGAAGUUUAAAAUACACACAAAAGAACAACAGUCUUAACUCUAAGUUCUAGGAGAUUUGUAUAUUUCUUCCCAAAGCCGUUUGAGUAAUUUCAUUUAACGUAAUACGAUAUAACUUGUGAUAACUCUCCUCCAGUCUUUGACUUUGGACUAUUUUGUUUGUUUUCCUUUACUGUCAUUAUCUUUUUGGGAGUAGAGUUGAAAGAGCUAUUAUGCUGAUUGUAUAUAAAUUAAAGAGCGAAUCUAGUGGACCACAGAGGGUGUAUAAGGUUUUAUACUUAAUUAAGUCUGCAUCAUUUGCCUUAUGAUUUUAUCGUGUCUGAAGUCUGUCGGUAACUUUUCUAUGGAUUAAGUCACAGACAAUUUGCACAAGUAAUUUUUUUUUUGUAUUUCGUAUUGUUAUUCUUAUUAUAUUUAUUUUAUUUCUUCGCUAUUAUGCUUUUUAACAUUGGUACGGACCAGGGCUUGAAACCGGUUUCGAAAAUACCGGUAAACAAAUUUUAAUACCGGUUUUUAGCAAAGGUUUCGUUCGGAGCGCGUCCGAAAUGAAAGCGCGUCCUAAAACCUUAAUAAACAGGUUUAAUCCAGAGCGACACGUGCACGCGUCGGCAUCGCUUGAAGUUUGUUUUGUUUGAACUAAUCAAGUCACAACUUGUUAAUGCUUGAGAUUGAUGCAUUUAUUGACACGUUUGCUAGCGUCUAGUGAGUCAAGUUCUUCAUUUAUCAUCGAUGCCGUCAUAAAGAGCGAAAUGAAACCCUUUAAAAACCGGUAAAUUGAUUCAAAACCUAUUUGAUUUCGCUCUUUAGGAAAACCGGUUUUUUAAGGUUAAGGUAGAGCCAAAUCUAAAUAAAACGCUCCUAAUGUACUUGACACUGAUUUACGUUUGAAAAUUAACCGGUAAACAAGCCCUGGUACGGACGAAUUGAUGUGGAAAAUAGUUCAUUAAUUCCGAAACUACAACAAUUUCACUUUAGUUUUUGAUUCAGAUAGCGUUGGAAAGAACAUAGCCUAACACAGAUGUUGUUCACGCUAUUCAGGUUAUAUUUUUGAAGAAGCAUUAACUUGUUUUCUUAACGAAAAGUCCAGAUCGUUUAAAAUAAAUAAAAAUAUAAGUCACUUGAUAUACAACCAUUUUGCAACUAAAAAUUUGAUCGUAUGUAUACCAGAUAAUUUUCCAUUCAGACAGUACGUUACAUUAGCUGGUGAAACAUAUUUAAAUUAUACUUAUAAAAUGAUACACAAAAAAUUUUUUUGUUAUACAAAAAG